UUUUGGGUUAUUUAGAACUUUUCAUGUCAAGUCGUUCACUAUAAAAACACGUCAACUCUAUCUUUCCCAAUAAGUUUUCACCUCUCCCCUCUCUCUUGUUGAAGUUAAAAAAAUGGAUGCGAAAGAAUCAAUGAAGAAGCAAAACGAACUCGCCAUGUUCCUUGCUAGGCACGUCUUCUCCUCAGAGGCCAAACACUCUAACAUCGUCUUCUCGCCUGCCUCAAUAUACUCCGCUCUAACUCUCGUGGCUUCUGCUCCCAGCGAACCCUCCGUCGCCGAUGAGAUCCUCUGCUUCCUGAAGUCUUCUUCCACCGAUGAGCUCAACGCCGUCUUCACCGAGCUCGUUUCCCUCGUCUACACCGGCGGUAACGCCAGCGGCGGGCCAGAGAUCUCGUCGGUCAAUGGCGUCUGGAUCGAGAAAACUAUCUCCCUUGACCCUAAGCUCAAGGAUCUCUUGGAGAAUUUCUUCAAAGCUGCUUUCAAUCUCGUGGAUUUCGUAUCAAAGUCUGAAGAAGUGCGUAUAGAGGUGAACUCAUGGGUUCAAGAACGCACCAACGAUCUCAUCAAGGACCUUCUUCCUCCUGGUUCCGUUACAAACAAAACCGAACGUAUUUAUGCAAACGCGUUGUACUUCAAGGGCACUUGGCAAACCCCAUUUGAUGAUUAUGAUACACGUAAGAGAAAGUUCUACCUUCUCAACGGCUCGACAGUGUCUGUGCCAUUCAUGACAAGUGGUGAGGACCAAUACAUAGCCGCUUACGAUGGUUUCAAGGUUGCUAGACUCCCUUUCCAGGGAGGCCGUGGUGAUACCAAUCGCACGUUCGCUAUGUAUUUCUAUCUACCCCGCAAGAAAGAUGGAUUGGACAAUCUCGUGGAGAGGAUAGCAACCACUCCUGGAUUCUUGGAUGCUCACGUUCCGGGUUGUGAAGUUAAAGUUGGGACAUUCAGAAUCCCAAAGUUUGAGAUCUCGUUCGGGUUCUUGGUUUCAGAUGUUUUUAGUCAGUUGGAACUGGGUUCAAAUUCGUUGUACCACAAAGCUUUUAUUAAGAUAGAUGAAUCAGGCGUUGAAGCUGCGGCUGCCACUGCUGAUGAAGCUUGUGGCUGCUAUCUUGGUAUGGAACCUCCGAAGAGCAUAGAUUUUGUGGCUAAUAAACCAUUUCUUUUCUUAAUUAGAAAAGACACAACUGGAACUGUUUUGUUUGCUGGUCAAAUUUUUGAUCCCUCUCAAUCUUCAUAGGCUCCCAAUAGCAAUACAUGUUGAUUUGGUCUCUGUUUAAUCUUUGCUCUUAUCGUAUAUUUGUAUCAGCAAAUAAGUUGAAAUGUUCUUGUAAGGAAGCAGUCAAUCAUUUUCUCUGUUAUGUCCUCAAUCAUUGAGUUUUCUGUAGCUGUGUCUA
Molecule: messenger RNA, 1394 nt
Organism: Raphanus sativus (radish)
Lineage: Eukaryota; Viridiplantae; Streptophyta; Magnoliopsida; Brassicales; Brassicaceae
Product: serpin-Z1-like
Exons: 2
Coding region: 113-1237 (374 amino acids)
Molecular function (GO): serine-type endopeptidase inhibitor activity
Source: RefSeq, a predicted model, not a curated record